Messenger RNA from Culex pipiens pallens (northern house mosquito), 776 nucleotides. Its product is annotated as mitochondrial pyruvate carrier 2-like. The transcript is spliced from 4 exons. Gene Ontology annotation, molecular function: pyruvate transmembrane transporter activity. The record is from RefSeq and is a predicted model, not a curated record. Lineage: Eukaryota; Metazoa; Arthropoda; Insecta; Diptera; Culicidae. Gene Ontology annotation, biological process: pyruvate import into mitochondria. Gene Ontology annotation, cellular component: mitochondrial inner membrane. The coding region runs from base 146 to 520 and encodes 124 amino acids.
AUUUUCACUUUUUCUUCGAUCGUUCACGAAGAAAGUCAGAACGUAUGUUCACGUCUUGCGUGAGGUGAUCAUUUUUAAACCAGGUUAAAAGCAUUUCAAAUUUAGUAAUUUAAGUGAACAAAAAGAAUAUCAUUGAGCCAGCAAGAUGUCUAAAAUCUACAAUGGAUUAAUCAAUGCCACUGAUCCGCUAGUUCCUAAAUCAUUGAGGCCACUAUGGAACCACGCAGCAGGACCAAAAACAAUUUUCUUCUGGGCACCGGUAUUCAAAUGGGGAUUGGUGAUUGCGGGUUUGUCUGAUCUCCGACGCCCUGCCGAUCAGCUAAGCGUUAGCCAAUCCGCUUCCCUGGCUGCCACUGGUUUGAUUUGGUCGCGAUACUCGCUUGUGAUCAUUCCGAAAAACUACGGCCUAUUUUCGGUCAACCUGUUCGUCGCCUUCACGCAACUGGCCCAGCUGUACCGAGCGUGGGACUAUGCAAGAACUCACCCAGCGCUGCCGGAGGAGCCCGCUAAAAAGGAUUGAUUUUUACGACACGAUACCAAGCCUAACCAACUAUAACAGAAAACAAAACAUUUUUUGAAACGCACACGGGUAGCGAAUUGUAUUUUGUAUCGAAUAUUUUCAUGUUUAUUUGUUGUCAACAUAUUAGAAGAUGUCCGUACUAAUAAAGCCAUAACUUGAGCUAAAAGGUGGAAACAGUAGUAAAAUAUUUAUAACAUUCUUGUAAUAGGCAUUGAACGGUUAUUAGUAAAGUUGCACUUGAAUAUUAUUAUAACAA